AUGAUGAUAUUUUCCGCUUCUUCAUCUGCUGCUCAGCACGUUUCAACUUCUUUUGUCUAUCGAGAUUUGGCUAGCCAGGGUCUCAAGACUUUUCCACUUCGGGUAGAACCAUUCAUUCUCCCUGAACCCUCCUUCAAGGAUUCCGCUUCUGUUCGCGCAACUUGUUUGGCUUUCUUACAAGAGCGUCUGAGCCUACCAGCCAAUAUUCUGUUCGGCCUUAUCACAUCCAGUUUUGAGGAGACCAACCGUCCGAAU
Molecule: messenger RNA, 255 nt
Organism: Protopolystoma xenopodis
Lineage: Eukaryota; Metazoa; Platyhelminthes; Monogenea; Polystomatidea; Polystomatidae
Source: the annotation of a GenBank genome assembly